Manis javanica (Malayan pangolin) is the source of this 2010-nucleotide messenger RNA. Lineage: Eukaryota; Metazoa; Chordata; Mammalia; Pholidota; Manidae. The record is from RefSeq and is a predicted model, not a curated record.
AUGCUCCUCCUCUGGGCUGAUGGCAGAACAAAGACCAGGAGGAGGCAGGUCAGCGGUGGUCCUAAUGCCUUCGUCCUGCUGUCCGCGGAGGGCUGCUGGUGGGCUGUGCUGCCCUGCAAGAGGACGCAGACACAGACCGAAAUUCACUGCGAGAGAGUGAAGCAACUCAAGAUGUCCUGGGGUGGUGGUGGGCCUAGGCCUCUGAAGAGAGGCCUCAGUUCCCAGAGCUCAGACGGCCACUUGCAUAAGAGACCCUGCACCUCUCCUGUGAGUUCCUUGACAAGCAUGUGCACAUGUGGCGUCUGUAUGUCCAGCCGCAGUGCCAUUACCAGUUCCUACAGUUCCACUGGAGGCAUCUCUCGGGUACACGCACUUGGUCGUGUGGAAGAAGACUGGGUGGAGCGAGGAUGCUCGGAGCGCUGCGCUGGGGGCGGGGCGAACGUCGCGCCCCCCGCUGCCCGCUGGUCCCCCGGGGGCGGAGGUCGCGUUCCCACUGCCAGCUGCACAGCCCAGCGGCCUCCAGCUCUCUUGCCCGGCCACUCAAUCACGACCGAAGAUUUUGACCGGCAGAAGCAAGCUCAGUCACAGUGGCUGAAGAGGGACUUCGAGGAUAAGACUGAAACUGCCUCGAACUCCGACAGUGCAAACCCACCUGCCACUCCACCGGCUUCUACUCUUGCCCUGCCUGCUGCUGGGACUGCUACUUCCUCAGCCUCCCCCCCAGCCCCAAUGACUAACCCACUGUUUCUCCCCAAGUACAUCAUCUUCCUGAAGAAGCUGAACCCCCUGGGCCUACCAUCUUUCCCAGCCACCACCUCACGCUUUGGAGCUAUGACCCAGACCACCAGCAGCGGGACCAGUAGCUCAGUGUUUGGCAGCAGCACCACCUCACCAUCCUUCACAUCUGGGUGUCAGCAGGCCCCACUGGCAGUGGGCUUUGGGAUGAGCGUGGCUGCCCCCCACAGCAGCUCCACCACUGGGGCAUUUGGCUUUGGGGCAGGACAGAGUGGGACCACUGGCAGCAUGGCCCCUUGAGGAGGCUUGAGUGAGAACUUCCUGGGUGCAGCUGGCCAGAGCACACCCGUUGCCUGCCACGUGGCCAGCAUGCCUCAGAACACGUCUGUGUUUGCAGGCACAUCCACACCCACCUUUGGUCAGAACACCCCUGACCCUGGGGUGGAUGCAUCGGGCAGCAGCCUCUCCUCUGGGGUGUCCUCAGCACCUGCCCAGGGCUUUGCUGGACCUGGAACCUUUGGGUGCGGUCCCUUCCCCUCUGGGAAAAGAAGAGGCUAAUAAGCACAAGAAAGAUGUGACCUCACUGGCAGUCAGGCACUGCUGAGGAGCCGUUUCUGGCAGAACUUCUCCCAAGCCACUGGAAAGCCAGGUGGCUUCCUGCCUCCCAAGGAACCCAGCCUGGGAAGCCCUGUUGAAGCACCCAGGAUUCUGUUGGCCUGGCCCUCCACAGGUUAUGGUACCCAGAGAAGCAGUCUCUGCUGGUAGCCUUCCUGAUGAGGUCCUUUUCCAUUGGUGCAGGAUCAGGGACCCCAGAAUUCCAACAGAAAAUGCAAGCAAUGAGCACAUUGGCAAAAGUAGCCUAUGUCCCUUGCCCCCACCCCAGACCCUUUACCCGGAUAUGUAGACUUUGUCUCCUGCUGGGAAGAGCCUCUGACCUAUUCCAUAAAGCAAACUGACUGCAGCAGAUCUCUGGCUUCAGCCUGCAGGGAGGGAGGGGCAGCCCUGGAGGCCAUUGCCCUCUCCUGGAGGAAGCAGAGCCUCAGGCUUUUUGCAGGAGGGGAGGCAGGAUGCGGCAGAGCAGAAGCCUAUCGUUACUUGAACGGUUCCGCUGGUGAGGCUGGACAGAAUGAAGAAACAUCUGGACCACCAGCUGAAAACAUGGUGGCGUGAGAGGUGAGACAGAGGCUUCCUCCUAAAGCUGCAUAUAAUAUGAAAAUAUAACUAAUACAACUAAUCCUGAAAGAGCAACAGGAAAGAGGACUGUGCCAAACUGCA